AUGAACAUAUCUGAAGGCCACAGGAACCAACUUUCCUCAGGUUUCUAUUUGAAUGCGCCAUCUCAAAAAACCCCUGAAUCUGCUUUGAAGAGCCCCUCGUCUGUAUUGAACCCUCCAUCCUCCCUAAAAAGGACUAUUCGAGACUACUUUUCAGCUUCUCCUAAAAUCAU
This is a messenger RNA of Sphenostylis stenocarpa, 170 nucleotides long. NCBI's taxonomy places the organism in Eukaryota, Viridiplantae, Streptophyta, Magnoliopsida, Fabales, Fabaceae. The record is from the annotation of a GenBank genome assembly.